Talaromyces proteolyticus is the source of this 1102-nucleotide messenger RNA. RefSeq lists its product as uncharacterized. Gene Ontology annotation, molecular function: DNA-binding transcription factor activity, RNA polymerase II-specific; zinc ion binding. The coding region runs from base 429 to 1043 and encodes 204 amino acids. Gene Ontology annotation, biological process: regulation of DNA-templated transcription. NCBI's taxonomy places the organism in Eukaryota, Fungi, Ascomycota, Eurotiomycetes, Eurotiales, Trichocomaceae. The record is from RefSeq and is a predicted model, not a curated record. The transcript is spliced from 2 exons.
AUCAAUUAUUAAACGAGAAACAAGGACGAAGAGAAUAAAAUCAAUAUAGAGGUAGAAAAGAAAUAAGAUAACGACUUAUUGUAUUGAUAAUUGGUUGACUGCGAGGCUGAAUAUCGACGGAGAGAACACCGAACUAAAGGUAAUUGAAGGAUCAUUGUUGAUAAUAGUACGCCUGGCCGAAACACGACCCCGCUUGUCGUUGCUGUCACCUGUCAUUCUUUUUUAAACAGACUUGCACUUCAGGUCUCAUUUUAACAGAAGGGGUAAACGUGUCUUUAUUAUAUGAUUGCAAUUUAUAGAUUACCAAAAUGGCAGCCCCCAUCUACUUUCGAUGGCCACGCUUCUGAUACCACAAACUCCUCAGUGUCCUCCCCGAAAAGCAAAACAGUGUAUGGCAUACAGCAGCACGGACUUUAUAAGGCCCGCUAAUGGCAAGAGACAAUGCUUACUAUUGUUUGCAUCUCGAUGUAUGGCUCUACUGGCGAAGAAAAGUUAAAUACGAUCGACAGAAACCAAGCUGCAGUUUUGGUAUCAAAAAUGGCACAGUAUCAUUAUUCCAGUAUGCUGACUAUCGGAAGGAGCAUGGGGUUGAGAGCCGGUAUGUAUCACAAUUAAAAAACAAAUUGGAAUUACUAGAAGCAGAAGUUCGAGAACUGAAGUCGCUUGCUACAAAAAAUGUACAGUUUGAACAAUCUCCAUUCACACCAAGUCUCUCUUCAAAUGCCAAUGAAGCGAUACAUAUCAGCAGCGACCUUUCUGCUACUCUUUCCGCUCCUCCUGCCAUGUCAGUACGCACAGAACAUGACGGAACCCGAUGUCCAUCGCGAAGUACAUAUGCCGAACUAUGCACUGCCUGGUUCUACAAAGUCCACGCUUGGUUUCCGAUCCUGCACCUACCAACUGUUAUUCAGACUUUACAAGACACUUCUAUUUACAUAGACUUGUCUCCUAUAUUUAUCGUGCGGAAAGCUAUUGCGGCAGUGGCAUUGUCACACGUGGGUUUUCCCACAAGCUUGAGUUUCGACCAGCGUCGAAUCCUUUGAGCUGACUAUGCGCAAUAAAUUCGAUUGAUUCCUUCGUAGGCUAUGGACUCUUUAUAUCC